Messenger RNA from Paramormyrops kingsleyae, 4616 nucleotides. Its product is annotated as protein kinase C-binding protein NELL1. The record is from RefSeq and is a predicted model, not a curated record. Gene Ontology annotation, molecular function: calcium ion binding; heparin binding; protein kinase C binding. Gene Ontology annotation, biological process: regulation of osteoblast differentiation; positive regulation of ossification. NCBI's taxonomy places the organism in Eukaryota, Metazoa, Chordata, Actinopteri, Osteoglossiformes, Mormyridae. Gene Ontology annotation, cellular component: cytoplasm.
CUUGGAGCAGGUCGUGGUAGUAUUUCUGCCAAGAGAAGAUAUUUGGUUAUUCCUGGGGAGAUUAUACCAGCAUACAAAAUGGAUAUUUUUACGGCUAUUUUACCGGUUUUGCUCGUAACGAAACCAGUUUUAGGGUUUGGAGUAGACCCCGAAUUGCAACUGGAUAUCAUCAAUGAACUGGAAUUUGCAAACGCAACAUCUGGAAUAAGCCAAGUGUCCGGGCUCCACAACAACAGCAAAGCCUUCUUAUUUCGAGAUGUGGAUAGAGUAAUUCACGCACCAGCACACAUCACACAGAAGUUGGUUCAGCUGUUCAGAGGUAAAAAUGAAUUCACCUUCCUGGCCUCUGUCCAGCAGAGGUCUUCAACGUCUGGAGUCAUAUUCUCCAUCCACGAGUCUGAGCACAGCUACUUUGAGGUGGAGAGCAGCGGUCUGCGGGAGGAGAUCCGAUACCGCUACCGCUUCAGAGGGAAACCUCGCUCUGAGACCUUCCCCUACAGGCUGGCGGAUGGCCAGUGGCACAAGAUCGCGCUGUCCAUCAGUGCCUCCCACCUGCAGCUCCAUGUCGACUGUAACAGGAUUUACGAGCGUGUGAUAGACCCUCCACAGAUGGAACUGACUUCUGGAAGCAGUGUUUGGGUGGGACAGCAUAGUCACAAGCAUGGUUUAUUCAAGGGAAUCAUUCAAGAUGUCAAGUUUAUUUUUGCUCCGAAUGGUUACAUUGCGCAGUGUCCAAACCUUAAUCGCACCUGUCCAUCAUGUAGUGAUUUUCUGGGCCUGGUACAAGGCAUCAUGGAUCUUCAGGAACUCCUUGCUAAAAUGACUGUAAAGUUGAAUUAUGCAGAGUCAAGGCUGACCCAGCUGGAGAAAUGCCACUGUGAGAAGUCCUGCCAGCUGAGUGGUUUGCGGCAUCGAGACACAGAACUCUGGGCAGAGCCAGACAACUGCAGGAAUUGUGCUUGCAAGAACGGGGUGGUGGAGUGCCGACGGAUAUCCUGUCCGCCUCCUAACUGCUCUGCAGACUCUCUCCCAGUACACAUCAAGGGCCACUGUUGCAAGAAGUGCAGCCCAAAAUGUAGCUUCAUGGGUAAAGUGCUAUCAGAAGGACAGCGUGUUUUGACAAAGGUCUGCAGAGAAUGCAAGAAUGGAGUGAUGGUGAAUGUGACUGACAGCUGUCCUAAGCUCAACUGUACCGUGAGUGAGCAGAUUCUUCCAGAAAACAAAUGCUGCAAUGUCUGCAGAGGUUAUGACUUCUGUGCUGAGGGAAUUUAUUGUGGAGAGAACUCUGUAUGCAAAAACUAUAAUACCAAAGCCAUCUGUGAGUGCAAAAGGGGCUAUACGUCUGCCAUUGGAGACUUCACAAAUUGUGAAGAUAUUGAUGAGUGCUCCACACAGAUGCACUACUGCCAUGCCAACACUGUGUGUGUGAACCUCCCUGGCACCUAUCGCUGUGACUGCCUGCCUGGCUUCAUUAAGGUCGACGACUACUCCUGCACAGAGCAAGAUGAGUGUGCCAGCAGCCAGCAGUCCUGUGACAGGAACGCCAUCUGCACCAACAGCAUCCAGGGCCACACGUGCACCUGUAAGCCUGGCUAUGUGGGCAAUGGCACCGUUUGCAGAGCAUUCUGUAAGGAAGGCUGCCGCAGCGGGGGGACCUGUGUGUCACCUAACACCUGCCUUUGUCCUCCUGGCUUUACUGGACGACACUGCGAGAAAGAUAUCGACGAAUGUGCAGAAGGCCUGAUCCAGUGUCACAACCAUUCCCGCUGUGUCAACCUGCCUGGCUGGUAUCACUGUGAGUGCAGAAGUGGCUUCCAGGACAAUGGAUCUUACCUGCUCGACGGGGGAUCCUGUGUUGACAUUGACGAGUGUGCCACACAGACACACACCUGCUGGAAUGACUCUGCGUGUGUGAACCUGCAGGGGAGCUUUGACUGCUUGUGCACCUCCAGCCCUCCAUGCACGGGAGACUGCCUCCACCAGGGGGCGCUUAAGCAGAACGGGCAAGUCUGGACUCUGGAACAGGAUCACUGCUCUGUCUGCUCUUGCAAGGACGGCACGGUCACAUGUAGGCGGAUGGCAUGUGACUGCCAGAACCGCAGUGUAGAUUUGCUAUGCUGUCCAGAGUGUGACACUCGACAGAGUAGCCAGUGUGUACACCAGAGUGGCAGCAUGCUCUACCACAGCGGGGACAAGUGGAUCUACAGCUGUCAGCAGUGCAGAUGUCUGGCAGGAGAGGUGGACUGCUGGCCCCUCGCCUGUCCCACGCUCUCCUGCGAGUACACGGCAGUGUCUGAGGACGAGUGCUGCCCACGCUGUGUCACAGACCCCUGCCUCGCCGACAACAUCAGCUACGACAUCAGGAAAACGUGCGUGGACAGCGCUGGCAUCACACGCCUCAGUGGCUCUGUGUGGGACGUGCCCGGGUCUCCCUGUACCACAUGCAUAUGCAAGAACGGGAAUGCCUGCUGUUCAGUGGAGUUGGAAUGUCUUAUGAACAACUAAACACAGCUCUUACUGAAGGCUUAGAGCGCUUCUCUGGUUUAAAGAGCUAGCUCUGUUAUUUUUUAAGUUUUAUUUUUGUUCUGCAAUACACCAGACUAUGGCCUAAGUGUCAACACCUUGGAGGCGCCUGGAGCUUUGCUUUCAGAAAGAACGGUCGCUCUACUGGCUGUAGCACCGGGAGAUGCUGCUAAAGCCGUAGUGGACUGAACGUGUCUGUCACAAAAGCGAGAUCAACCCACGAUUUCUCCCGGUCCUCCUUGGUCAGUGUGGCGUGUUUUUAGGUUUUUGCUCAUCAAAAGAGAAGCAACAUGAACUAAACAGGUUAUUGGCAGCACUGUUACUGAUACGUUUAAGAAGGGAAAAACAUUUUUUUGAAAGAGCAACAGCCUCCCUCUUAACUUCCGAGGUCGCAACUAUAUAACCCCAUCAUGGGGGCUCCCCUUUCAAUGAGAACCAGUACCCAACAAUCGCCCAGCUAAAUAAGUAGUUUACAUUAAGUCUAAUAACUAAAGACAUUCCUAAAAUCAGGAUAAAGUUGUGCGCAGUAGCAAAUUCAGUAGGUAGAAAGCAAGGGCGUAGGUUUGGUUUCAACGCUGGUAAGGACCAAAUCAGCCCCGAACCCACUCCACCAAACACACACAGUACUCCCACAAUAUUGGAAGGGACAUGUCUCUACUGUCCAUACCCCAAAAAAUGUCCUUGGUAGACAAAUUCCUCCAAAAGAAUAACUCCAAAAGAUGUUCUCAUAUUAACAGUGACAAAAUGUUAGAGAGAAACCCUCUUUCUUGUGUAUGUGUGUGUGUAUGUGUAUUUAUAAAUAUAUAACUAUGUACUGUGCAAAUGUCUUCGGCAGUCAAAGAAAAUGUUUAAAGCUCUUUAUCUGCGUAGUACUUGAGUGUCUGGUCAAAAUAAACAAUUUAACAUUAGAAAAUAUGCUAAUUAUCCAUAACAACAAAAUCUAACAAGAAUUUGUUCUGUUCUUCAAGAAGUCACUGGCAUACUGUGGGCUGGCUAGAUGAACACCACUUCAGUUCCCAAACCGCUCCUCAGGGGCACUGCAUCCAUUACACGUAUUCGCUAAAUUUAACCACAGCUCAAUUAAUUAGAUAUUUUAAUUAGUUAAAUAAUAAGCAAUGUACUGUUUAGCCAAACAAGGUGUGCUAGUGCCCAAAGAAUACAAGGGUCUGUUAGGGCUGCCAGGGUUACUUUCGAAGACCUUUUGAAGAUGCUAAGGAGAUAUACAAUGAAGAUCAUUUUCUUUGACUUUUGCACAAUGCUAUGCAUGAUGUAUAUAUGCACACACACAUGCACAGGAUGAGCCUUGGAGUAGCACAGUAGCGAUUGGCAGAGACAGCUAACAAUGCCAGUUUUUUUUCAGCACUCAAAACAGCCCCCUCUCCUUUUGUCAUUCGUGGACUAUAUGAAAUGACUAAAACAUUUUCCCUUAGAUUUUCUGUGUAAAUGUAAAAUACUGAGCUUUUGUUCAUAAUUUCCAAAAUUGUGUAUUUAUCUGAAUUUGGUGGGGGUUCCUUGUCUGUAAAUACUGUGUAAAGCUAGGACUAUAUCAAGAAGACACUGGACGUGUUAAUAUAGAUUCUUCAGUCCUAAGCUACCUACUUGUAGGAGAAAGCAAAGUGUGUAUUUUUUAACAACACUGAUUUUGUGUGUGUAUUAUUGUCCAAAACUCGUAGUAUUGGUUAGCAUAGAAGCACUGAUUAUUAUUUCUAUUAUCUGACAGCAAUGAAAUCUGUCAAUUCUAAUGAGGAAAAAUAUGGAAAGAAUAAUGAUCAACCUUGAACAAUACGAAUUGCACUUUCAGUAUAUUGCUGAUCUCACAUUUGGUGUCAUAUUGUAAUUAAUUGAUUUUAUCUGCCAUAAAAUUGUCCUUUAGAAAGAACCUGAAUGAAAUACACAAGAAAACGUCUUGUCAUAAUUUGAUGGCUCCUUUUUUGGAAAAAAAUAUUCAACUCACAAAUUGGCUAAAUAUUUCAUUCAAGUACUCAGUGUAACAUUCUACGGUGUACAGUAUCUCUUCUGAGUUCACUAAAAGUCAGCAUUGUGAUGGAGAACUCUGUACAUUUUUUCAUUUAAUAAAUAUUUUAGUUGUUUAA